This is a messenger RNA of Exophiala aquamarina CBS 119918, 1554 nucleotides long. RefSeq lists its product as uncharacterized. Gene Ontology annotation, molecular function: transmembrane transporter activity. Lineage: Eukaryota; Fungi; Ascomycota; Eurotiomycetes; Chaetothyriales; Herpotrichiellaceae. Bases 1 to 1554 code for a protein of 517 amino acids. The record is from RefSeq and is a predicted model, not a curated record. Gene Ontology annotation, cellular component: membrane. The transcript is spliced from 4 exons. Gene Ontology annotation, biological process: transmembrane transport.
AUGGCGGAUACUAUCGCAAAGAAUGAACACGGCGAAAUUGAGCAGACAACAUCCGUGGCCGACGGAGACAUUGCGGCGAUUCAUCUGUCCAAGGCUCCUGUCAAAGCCAACAUUGGUCCCCUUUCCAUCGUGGCGCUCGGGUUCAACAUUUGUAACAGCUGGGCCGGUCUCUCAGCAUCUCUCCAGAUCGCCCUCUUGCAAGGCGGCCCCGCUGGGCUUCUGUAUGGCAUGUUCGUCAGCACCUUUGCCACAUUUGCGGACGCCUUAACGCUCGCGGAGCUGGCUUCGGUCUAUCCGACUGCCGGCGGCCAAUACCACUUCGUGUCGAUCCUCUGUCCGGACAAGAUAAACUUGUUCACGUCAUACUUCUGUGGAAUCUUCAGCAUUUUCAGCUGGAUCGCCAUCGGGUCUGCAGUCCUGAUCAUCCCAGCCGAGCAAAUCAGUGCAUUGGCAAGCGCGCACUACCCGGAGUACGAACCGCAAGACUGGCAUAAGUUCCUCAUGUACCAGGCAAUGCUGCUGCUUGUCUUGGUCUCCAAUACUUUUGUCCUGAAGCGGUCGCCGAGAUUUCAUGAUGUUGGAUUCGCGUUCACAAUUACGCUGUUUUUUGCCACGGCCAUCACACUGCUGGCCCGGUCUACCCCUAAAGCGUCCAGCACAUUUGUCUGGACAUCUUUUAUCAACCAGACUGGCUGGAGCGACGGGUUAUGUUUCUUCAGUGGCCUGUUGACAACCUGUUUUCAGUAUGCAGGACUGGAUGGUGCUCUGCAUCUUGCUGAAGAGUGUAAGGAUCCGCAGAAGACAGUGCCCAGAGCCAUGAUCGCCGCAGUCACCAUUGGAUUCUGCACCGCAUUUCCCUUUGCCAUCAUCGUGCUUUAUAGCGUGGCAGACAUUGAUGCGAUCCUCAAUACAACCGGAUACCUGACACUCGAAGUCUACACGCAGGGCAUGCGCUCUCAAGCUGCUGCCACUGUUUUCACAGCAGUUGGAGUUCUGAUCGCAUGGUUCGUCUUGAAUGCCGUACUGCAGACCUCAUCCAGAAUUACGUGGUCGUUUGCGAGAGACAACGCGCUUACGUUCUCGAAACACCUGGUGAAAAUCCACCCCAAACUCGAGGUGCCUGUCUUCUCGUUGCUUCUGAACUACGCAAUCUUGGUUGUCUGCGGGUGCAUCUUUCUCGCAUCACGGACUGCAUUCAACGCAAUCCUGAGCUCUUGCGUGGUUCUGCAACAGAUCUCCUUCAUCAUGCCGGCGGCGCUGCUUAUCUACCGCCGUCGGUCCUCUGCAUUCCUCCCUGAGAAUCGAGCCUUCCGCCUUCCGUCCAUUGUGGGCUGGACCGCAAAUAUCGUAGUUGUGGUGCUCGGUCUCAUCUUUACCGUCGUUUUCUGUAUCCCACCGUUUAGGCCAGUUACCCCGAGCUCUAUGAAUUACUCGUCCGUGAUGAUUGGUAUCGCUUUUUUUCUAGUGCUGAUCAACUGGUUUGUGCACGGAAAGAAACACUACCACGGUCCGCGCAUCGAGUUUCAUGGUCCCACGCAUCACAUUCAAAGGUAG